GCCGUCUGUUGGUCUAGGCAAUGGGUAGUACAAGGCGUCUUGGCGAGUUGUAUGCAGCGACCUCGAGGCCUCUCUAGGCGCCACAUUACACCUACACAGCGUCUAGGUACAUAUUAACAGUUCCUCUGUACCGAAAAUGGACUUGGCUUGCCGGGCUGGAUCUCGACAGACACAACGGCGGACAUAUUCAAAACUGACUGUCCAGUAUCCUGCCAGACUGCCUCUAUCUUACCAGUAUUCAGUCUAUCACCACCUUCUACGCUAUAAUGACUUCGGGUUGCAAUUCGCGCUGGAGCUCCUCGAGCUCCCUAGAGCCCAUGUUCGACCUCUCGAGCUCUGAUACAGAUCUGGAUUGGGUGUUCGAAAAGGAAUCUCCACCAUUGGGGGACAACGAAGAUGCCCAGUAUAUCCUCGUCUCUGGGGGUUUGGGCUAUAUCGGAAGCCAUACCUGCCUGGAACUCCUAAAAGCAGGAUACAACGUCCUCAUUGUGGAUGAUCUGAGCAACAGCCACUACCACGCCUUCCACCAGAUAUUGAAGGCUGCACAGGGGCAUCAUAGCCGUGCUAAUGCUGCAUGUCCUAAGGCGACACUAUCCAUCAUCGACUACGGCGACAUACCCGCAAUGAGGGAGCUGUUCAAUGCAUACUCCCUCGGACCAACAGCCCCUGGAAAGAGCCGAUCAAGGAUAAUAGGCGUCAUCCACUUUGCUGCCUUCAAACAGGUCGAGGAGAGCAUCCGCAAGCCGUUGAAGUAUUACGACAACAACAUCUGCGGGCUGCUUAACCUCCUCGCCCUGUUAGACGAGUACAACGUUCGAACCUUCAUCUUUUCCUCGUCCGCCAACGUCUACGGCUCCCAAGAAGUAGCUGGUCAGCUACUCCGCGAGGAAGACUGUCUCCAUGAGCCAGAGCUGCUCAAUCCCCCCAAGUCAACUCUAUCUAGGAUAACCAAUACCUACGGCCGAACCAAGCUAUUCGGCGAGGCCAUCCUAGCGGAUCUCGCUCGUGGCGAUCCCUCCUGGAACAUCGUCGCCCUGCGAUACUUCAAUCCCAUCGGCGGCGAUGCGUCGGGCUUGCUGGGAGAGGACCCCAAAUGCCCAUCCACAUCCCUAGCUGCAGCGCUGAGCAGGGUCAUCACCGGCCACAGCCCAAAUCUCUAUAUCUACGGGAAUGACUGGAACACCCGCGACGGAACCCCGAUAAGGGACUUUAUCCAUGUCAGCGAUCUGGCACGCGGGCAUAUUGCUGCCCUGGAAGCUGCCACCCAGGGGCGCAUGAAGGGGAACUUCCGCACCUUCAACCUGGGCACGGGGUCUGGGUAUUCGGUGUUGGAGUUUCUCCAUACACUCGAGACGGUGUCACGGAAGUCCAUUCCCUACCGCGUUGUCGGGAGAAGGCCAGGCGAUGUGAUCUCCUCCGUUGCCGACACGGAGCGGGCGGCGCGAGAGCUGAGCUGGCGCACGGAGUUGUCGUUAGUUGAUGCAUGUGUGGAUAUGUGGAAUUACCUUCAUAAAAAGCGCUCGCUGGGCCAGGAAUAGUGCCUGGUCUCGUUUGACUUGGCUAUUUGGUUACUACUUGACUUGAUAUAACUCAUUGAAAGAGGCAUUGCCUUGUUACCAGGGGCUGGGAACUUUGUUUCUACGCGAACAUCCUUGAAUUCCUCUGUACGACCAGCUCUCAGCCACAUGCAAGGAGGUUUAUAUACGCAGAACAGAGUCUAACCACCGUAUCCAGCCGCGAGACGUUGGCGCGCAAGUCGAAGUGCUUUCUGACCAAUUGUUUUUUGUUCUUUACCUAUCCCUAUCAUUCUUGUAUAUUAGUUCUGAAUACUAAUUUUAUUCUGUUGCUACACUGAAAUGCUUCGCAGCUGUAUGUUGGUUGCAACCGGG
Messenger RNA from Aspergillus versicolor CBS 583.65, 1889 nucleotides. Its product is annotated as NAD-dependent epimerase/dehydratase family protein. The transcript has a single exon. Gene Ontology annotation, cellular component: cytosol. Gene Ontology annotation, biological process: beta-D-galactose catabolic process via UDP-galactose, Leloir pathway. The record is from RefSeq and is a predicted model, not a curated record. NCBI's taxonomy places the organism in Eukaryota, Fungi, Ascomycota, Eurotiomycetes, Eurotiales, Aspergillaceae. Bases 267 to 1538 code for a protein of 423 amino acids. Gene Ontology annotation, molecular function: UDP-glucose 4-epimerase activity.